AUUGUCGUGACGUGCACAUGUCCCUACGAUUACCACCCCCUUAACCGCGGCUUGUCACGUCUCCAACUCGUCCGCAGGCCGUCGUUAGCACUGCACUUCUGCGUAUAGGUACUCGCUACUCAGUACUCGUCAAUCGCUAUCACGAAUUGAAUAUCGAAGUAUCAAUCAUUAAUACAAUAUCGUCGUACUUAAUUCGUGCUCGGCAGUCGGCGCGCGCGCUUUUGUCUUUGGUGGUGGCAAAUACGAGUUAACGAAUAAACGACUGAUAGUCGAUUUCGUUUUAUCCGUUUAAUUGCUCCGUGUCGUCCGAACCGACUGCAAAUCUCGUCCGCCGAUCGCGUUCGUCGUGUUUCGUAUUUUCGUGUCCUCAGUCCUCACUCCGCAUCCGCUACCCACACCCACCCGUCCACUCGUCACAACAGCUGACCGCUGCCGCAGCGUCGUCGUCACCCACUGACCCACCGUCGGCCGCCGCGUCUUUUAUCAUUUGUCUAUGCAUUACACUCUGUAGAGAUUGCUAAACCUUCCCCCGCGAUUCAUCGAUAUCAUUAUCUUCUCACCAUCCCUCCGCCGUUCCGUUUACUCGUCCUCGCGCACUGCCCGUAAUGUCGGUUUCGGCCGUGAACAGGAUCGGACUAAGGGCCAAGAUAUGGAACUCACUGACCGGUCGGGUGGGCCCGAAGACGUAUUUCACGUACACGCCCCAAGUGUCGCAGGUAUUGGACCGCGAGCCCAAGUGGGUGAACGCCGACGAAGCCGUCCAGUGCAUCAAGUCCGGUGACACAGUUUUUGUGAGUGGUGCUGCUACUACACCAAUUGAAAUCCUCCGUAGCAUGACUGAUCAUGGAAAACAAAAGCAAUUAAAAAAUAUACGUGUAUGUAGUAUUCAUACUGAGUUUGAAUCUCCUUAUUCAGCCCCAGAAUGUGAAGGAAUAUUUCGACCAAUGGCUUUUUUUAUUAGUUCCAAUAUGAGGAAGUGUAUAAAUGAAGGUCGUGGUGAUGCUGUACCAAUAUUUUUACAUGAUAUACCCUAUGUAUUUGAACGAAAUGUUAUACCAGUAGAUGUAUCAAUUAUCUCGGUAUCACCUCCUGAUCAUCACGGUUUUUGCAGUCUUGGAACAAGUGUGGAUUGCAUUCGUUCAGCUUUAGGGAAAUCAAAAAUAAUUAUUGCACAAGUAAAUAAAUGUAUACCACGCACAUUUGGUGAAGCUAUCAUCCAUCAAUCACAUAUUGAUUAUGCUGUUAGACAUGACCGUGAAUUACCAGCUCAUGAACACAAAGAUCCAAACCCUACUGAAACAGCUAUUGGCAAACAUAUUGCUGAUAACCUUGUUGAAGAUGGUGCCACUCUGCAAAUGGGUAUUGGUGCAAUUCCAGAUGCCACACUCACCUGUCUAAAAGAUCACAAGGAUUUAGGAAUCCAUUCAGAAAUGUUCAGUCUUGGUGUUAUUGAUCUAGUCAACUCUGGGGUUAUAACCAAUCAUAAUAAAACAUUUGAUAAAGGACUAAUUGUAACAAGUUUCUUAAUGGGGAACAAGAAGUUGUAUGAUUUUGUUGACAACAAUCCAUUAAUAUGUAUGAGGCAAGUAUCAUAUACCAAUAAUGUACAUAUAAUAUCUCAACAACCAAAAAUGACUGCAAUUAAUUCUUGUAUUGAAGUAGACUUGACUGGACAAAUUGUGUCUGGAUCUAUUGGAUAUAGAUUAUACUCGGGGUAUGGUGGUCAAGUAGAUUUCAUUAGAGGAGCCGCUGAAGGUUUCGAUGGUAAGGGUAAACCUAUUAUUGCUCUAGGUUCUGUGAAUCCCAAGACUAAGGAUGCCAGAGGUUUGCCAAGUAGUAAAAUUGUGCCUAAAAUUCAAGAAGGAGCUACGGUAGUUACUACCAGUGCACAUGCACAUUAUGUUGUAACUGAAUUCGGUGUUGCAUCAUUAUUUGGGAAGAGUUUGAGACAACGAGCACAUGCCUUGAUAAAUAUAGCCCACCCUGACCACAGAGAAUGGUUAGAAAAAGAAUCAUUUAACCGUUUAAAAGUUAUGCCGAGUGCAUGAGCAUUAUUUUAUAUUGUUUAUUCAAUAUUUCAAUGUAUUAUUAUUUUUGUUUAAUUAAUAAUUUAUUUACCCGAGUAAUAUUAUGAUGUAUUCUUGUUCAUAUGCUUAAUAUCAUAUUGAGUAUAAAAUAUUGAUGUAUCAUACAUUUUUUACUCUGUGGUAAUUCAUAAUUGGUUUAUUUUUUAAUUAUUUUUUUUUACUAAAAACUUGCAUAUGUUAUUGAGUCAUUAAUAAAAUGUUUAUUUAAAAAUAUUCUCAAUAUUCUCCAUAAAUAAAUUAAUGAGGUAAAUAUAAUUUUCUUAACAUGAUGUAUAUUUCUAUGUAAAACAGAAAUAGUGUUGUGGAUCUCAAUGUUAUUACAAAAAACUAAAAUCUUAUAAUUUUGAUUGGUCAUUCAGAUUAUACCUAAUCUGUUGCUAUAAUCAAUAAUUAAAUAAGGUAUUCUAUUUUCAUAAAAAUAAAUAAUAAUAAAUGUAUUUUGACUAUUAUGUGUAAACUACUUAUUCAAAUUGUAAUGUUUAUUAUUUUAUUAAAAAUAGCAUCAAAUCUGAA
Myzus persicae (green peach aphid) is the source of this 2600-nucleotide messenger RNA. RefSeq names its product 4-hydroxybutyrate coenzyme A transferase. Gene Ontology annotation, cellular component: mitochondrion. Gene Ontology annotation, biological process: acetate metabolic process. The record is from RefSeq and is a predicted model, not a curated record. Lineage: Eukaryota; Metazoa; Arthropoda; Insecta; Hemiptera; Aphididae. Gene Ontology annotation, molecular function: acetate CoA-transferase activity. The coding region runs from base 606 to 2048 and encodes 480 amino acids. The transcript has 8 exons.